Messenger RNA from Medioppia subpectinata, 464 nucleotides. NCBI's taxonomy places the organism in Eukaryota, Metazoa, Arthropoda, Arachnida, Sarcoptiformes, Oppiidae. The record is from the annotation of a GenBank genome assembly.
UGAUGUCUUCCGUCGAUUUCGGACAUAUUGUCGACAAACAUAAGGAACUGUUCGUUAAGGAAGAGUUGUGUUCACUCAUAGCGUAUAUCAACGCCGGGGUAUUACCGAAGACACGGCUGCCAUUCAAUGCCAGACUUCGAGAGCCCACUGAGUCGUUGCUAUUCAAUACAUACCAACAGAUGUGCUGUCCAUCCAAACAGCCGUCGACCGCGUGUUGUUCUCCGACCACUCCAUUGGAGUAUCAGACGUACUGUUUGUGUCAGUCUUAUACAAACUGUGGAUUCAAUGGUUCCGUAUUGAUGUCUCCGAUGAAUACAUCGUAUUUGCCAACUCUAGCGCCACCGCCUUUACAGCCGUAUUCGCCCAACUUUGGUGGCUAUGGACGCAAAGUAUCCGUUCAGACAUCACCUCCGGGCUUUAAAGAGAGAAAACGAGUCCCUCUGACCAUAACUGACCCGAAAUCU